Molecule: messenger RNA, 1055 nt
Organism: Acaromyces ingoldii
Lineage: Eukaryota; Fungi; Basidiomycota; Exobasidiomycetes; Exobasidiales; Cryptobasidiaceae
Exons: 3
Coding region: 215-967 (250 amino acids)
Biological process (GO): iron-sulfur cluster assembly
Source: RefSeq, a predicted model, not a curated record
GGAGACACAACCUCACAAAGGCAAGCUAGUAGUACUAGUCGUAUUUCACUGCCAGGCUAAGAAUAACGAAGAAAGGAAGGUUGUGACAUUACCGUUAGACGCGAGCUUAAUUUGAAUCCCACGUGGCUUAAUCAAGACGCUCCAAUUUUCUUUAUGAUCACCGAAGGUCAGAUAGCACAAGACCACCACCAAGCGGAAAGCGAAACCAGCAACGAUGGCCGACAAAGACAACGCGAACCCCAUCGUCUACGCCCAGUCUUCGAAUCCUGUGGGAAGAGGGACCGACAACGAGGACGAGUGGUGGCGAGAUGCAUCGAUGGGCCACUCCAAGAUGGCGACUGCGCUCACUGGCGCUUCGUCGCGGUGGGCCGGGAGAGACGGCGAUUCCGGGUACGGGAGCGUCGAUGAGGACGACGAAGACGAGAAGGAGGCUGGUGACUCAGAGAUGAAGGAGUCACAGAGCGACUCAAUGAUGAAGAAGGAGAAGGAGGACAAAGCAGAGCCAAUCGACAGCCAGGAAGUCUUUGACUUGAUCCGGUCUAUUUCGGACCCGGAGCAUCCUCUGACUCUCGAGCAGCUUGCCGUAGUCAACGCAUCCCACAUCACAGUGACGCCUGCUGACGCUGAGGCGCACCAGGCUCCUCACAUCCUCCUCGAAUUCACCCCUACGAUCCCGCAUUGCAGCAUGGCGACGCUGAUUGGCCUGGCGCUGCGCGUUCGCCUUCUCCGUGCACUCCCAACUCGGUACAAGGUCGACAUCAGGGUCAGGCCGGGGACUCAUCAGUCGGAGCGCGCCGUCAACAAGCAGCUCAACGACAAGGAGCGUGUGGCGGCCGCCCUCGAGAACCAGCACCUGCUCGGCGUUGUGAGUGACUGCCUUGCCACGGCCGGCCGGCGCGGCGCGUCAGAGGAAGAAGCGCUCAAGCGGGCCGACGACCUCGCCCUUGAGCUCGGCAUUGCGUCCUGACAAGAGCGGAGCACAAGAGAGGUGACUGGUGGCGACUAAUGUGCAAAGUUGUAACAUAUUAUCUUUACAUUGUGAAAAUGGGGCCUAG